Drosophila montana is the source of this 1330-nucleotide messenger RNA. RefSeq lists its product as uncharacterized. The transcript has a single exon. The record is from RefSeq and is a predicted model, not a curated record. NCBI's taxonomy places the organism in Eukaryota, Metazoa, Arthropoda, Insecta, Diptera, Drosophilidae. Bases 113 to 1180 code for a protein of 355 amino acids.
CUUAUGAGUAAAUAUCAGUUGUGCUCCACUACACGAGUUUCAUAAUAUCAAUUGAGAAAGAGUGAGAGGGGGAGAGAGAGAGAAACUGGAUAUAUAUAAUUUAAUAUGCAUUAUGAAAUACCUACAAAAAUCCGAACAUAACAUGGGGGACCCCCGACUAACAACGGGCUUACUGCAAUGCAGUGACUACACGAUUUUACCGAAGGUUCCGCUGGGCCCGGUGCUGACCGUGGUCCAGCGGGAGCACGCUGGCAUUGAGGUUAAGGUGCUGACCGAGCUGCUGAUGCUGGACGAGGCGUACAGGGGCUACUUCAAUGAGUGGCUCAAGGAGCUGGGACUGCAGCGCAUGGCCGCCGAGAAGCUGUGGCCAUUGACGCGCGACUUUUCCAUAGAAUCGGACGCUACCUGCCGGAAGCCGCUGCCGCGCAGCGUGGAUGCCGAGGAUGUGAUCAUAAACAAGUACCAGUUGCACUAUCAGAUUAUAAUGGGCUCCAAUCUGGCCAUGACUCGUGGCAUUAGCGUGAUACGCGCUCAUCUGUUGGCCUUUCGGCGCGAGUUCCACAAACUGGAUCUGACCGAGCAGACGCCCUUCGUACUGGGCGAUGCAUUUCACAAGCCCAUCAAGUUCUUCAUGGAUCUGGCGGAGGAGCUGUUCAACUAUUUCUAUAGCCAUUAUCUGAAGCUGGAUUGUGGUGCGCGCCAUCUGGAUCCGGGCGACUUGGCCACGCUGGAGAACUACCAGAAGAUGCUGGCACCGUGCGAGGAGUUCGAGGAGUAUCUGAUGUAUAAUCUCAGCUACUGUCACUGCCUGCGUCCGUCGCAGCCCUGCCCCGAGCACGUCAAGCCCCAGCAAAAGUCAAUGGAAAUCCAAGAUGCUCAACGUCGCGCCCUGCUGAGUCGCUGUCACAAGCGUCUGACCAAGAUGUCGAGAAAAACUGAUGAAUCUAUUAACGUUGUCCAAGAGUCGUUGCUCGAUGCCGUUGAUCUGGAGCAUGAGCUACGCAUGAAUCAGCUGACCACUCGGCUGGCACAGUUGCGCGAAACCAACUCGAUCCGGAAUAUGGGGCACGAGCGCAAUCUCGUCCAGCAAAUGAUAUACGCUCUGAGCCCCUCCCUGAUGCCGCCCUCAUUCCAUCCGCAGACAUUCACACCACCUGACUUACAUCCCCAAUUUCCCUAGGCUUUCGCCAGUUACCAGCAAAUCCAACAAGUUGAUAUCGUGCCCAGCUGCCGCCCAAAUGGAAUUUAAUAAAUCUGCAAACUACAAAUUACUAGCUGUAAAUUACCGACCACCAAUAAAUAUGCACCCCCAUGGUAUGCUCAUAGAAAA